Molecule: messenger RNA, 6846 nt
Organism: Paramuricea clavata
Lineage: Eukaryota; Metazoa; Cnidaria; Anthozoa; Malacalcyonacea; Plexauridae
Source: the annotation of a GenBank genome assembly
UAAAAUGGUUAACGUUUGGUUGUUUUCUAACUCGCAAAAGAAAUUAUUGUAGACCGUUUGUUUCAGUCAAUUUAUAAUUUAGUCUCCCAUGGAGACUAUUUCAAAUGUUAUGCUCAAUGGAAUUAUGUAUAAACAUGAUAUAUUUGACCUUGAAAUGACGUAUUGAAACCACCUACGCUUUUCCAUAUUUAUCUUGAAUAUUUAAAGAGCUCCCAACUGAAAUCUUACGACACUUUCAGUUCCGUGUUUGAGAGGCAGACGGUUUAUAAACAGAGUCACGAAUGGGUCCACGAAAUAACGAAGUUGUCGGAAAUGCUGUCAUGAACGGCCAGUUUUACGUUAAAGGUUCCUACUUAAAGGUAUGUUUCCCAGGAUAUUUGGUUAGUUUAAUAUGUUUUAAUGUUUUAAGGCCCUAUAACUGAGAACAGUUAAAUGUCGAAUGUUUGGGUCUGAAGAUCAUGAGUUCAUUUACGUCAUUAGUAUAUUGCUAUACCAGUAACAGCAUACGGCAGUGCAGGUACAUUGAAAAACUCAACACGACCCAAAUACACUGGACAUUACAAUACACCUUGAAUGUUUCAGAUGUGUUCAUAUGUAAAUACCAUAUGGAAUUUUUAAACUCUAUUCGCACCAUUUAGAGAAAACGUAUAGAUUGUUUUAAUAUUGUCACAUUGAUUGUUUUUAAUAUGUUAUUAAUAUUUCUUUGCUACUCGAUAACAACGGCAACGCAAGUGUUGUACAGUAAGACAAGUAAUACUGCGUAUUUAAUUUUAUCAAACAAAUUCCUAUGGUGACAGUUAUGAAGGAUGUGUACAUUCCGUAUAUUAACUCGCUAUUUCCGCCAUUUUAGGGAGCAGUGAGCAGGAAGUCUAAUGUGCAUUUGUCAGCCGAAAGUGAUGGAUUAGGUAAGGUUGUAGUUAAUCAUUAACUUUAUUACUCAACAAUUCAUGAGCAUUUUGCCCUCAGUAGCUGACAUUUAUGUUAUCAUGCAGUAAUAUGUGUAUAAAUCUACACGUGUUCCUGAAUGUUUUGACACGAAAACUUCACAACGGAACGUGUCGUUCGAUAUCGUCACCACGAAGACACGGACUUUUUCUGUGGAAUUUUAUUUUUGAACAAAUAUUAAUAAAAAUAUUAAUAAUGAUUCCAAAAUCGUUUCAAACUCUUAAACGAUCAAAAAUUAACAUGACAAUGUUUCUUUUAAAUUUGAAUGAGCAGGAUGCUUUUGGAACUAAGCUUCAAUGCUCCCCAGCAUGCCAUAAUUUACUUCUGUUUCAUGCCAAGCUACUAACGUCUCAUGUCAAUUUGCUUAUGUCAAACCGCUUGUGUCUCAUGUCAACCAAAUGAACCCAUAAUGUACCCUAAAUGCGCCACACUUAAGUAUUUUAUUUUGUCUUAUGAAAGAAGGUUUUAUUCCUCAAGGAAAGGUGUUGGCUUUAAUGUGUUUAUUAUUUCAUUUUGUCUAUUGUUAACUUUAUUGUGAUGCAAUACAAGCGGUUCCGUGCUGUACGGUCUUUUUGUAGUGAGGAAUUGCGCUUCUUUGAAGGAAAUUCUGUAACACAGUAAUGACGUUACAAAUGGGCCUUACGCCGGAUUAGAUCAUACUGACAGAGAUAGCUAUGCUGUUUUGACACUAGUUCUAUUGUUCAAAUGAUUCUGUAGAAACCGUCAAAACUUUUCCUACAGUGUUAAAAGGAAGUUGAAAUUUAACAAUUGAAUAACAUUGGCUGGCUGUAGAACAUCAGACGAGUUUUUUUUACAGUCUCCCGCGUCCCCUUCCCGCGUUUCCUCCUGCAGUAACACUGCGCAAAUGACCCGGCCUUCAGGGAAAACAAUUUAAAUUAUAACUGGUAUAUCAGUGAUAGAGCUAUCCACUGUAAACAAAGUGAAUUAACUUUUCUUUCAACUUUCGUUACAGUGAGACUUCAAAUAAACAAUCCAGUUGAUUCAGGACGAGCUGAGGAAGAUUGCGUUGAAACGAUAGUUCUUAAGCAGGACUGGUUGGUUUAUUUAUCUCAGACUGUUGGCCACAGUGUCUCGUUGGUGCUGGUGAAGACAACAAAACUUUCUGAGUGCAUCGUUCUUGAAGCCAGGAAUGAAAACAUCGCUGUGUUAAAAGUGAUGGAGACGAAACUGCGAGAAUUUCUUAGAGGUAUGAAUACGCAUGCGUAUAAAGAAGCACAGACGCAGCACGAUGCUCACAGCUUAUAUGAUUGGAGCGGGCCGUUCAGAUUUGACUUACACUACCGUUACUAUUAAGGGACCAUUAACCAAUCAGAUGUGUUUGAUAUAUCCGAUUAACCAAUCACAUGCGUUUGAUAUAUCCGAUUGACCAAUGAGAUGCGUUUGAUAUAUCCAAUUAACCAAUCAGAUGCGUGUUAAGCCAGUGAGAGAUAGCGGUAGUGGAAGUCAAAUUUGCCACUGAGUUAAGCUUUGUAGGAUGAGGAUAGGGAUUUAACCAUUCAAUGGAUUUAACUAACUGACGCAGUAUGUGUACUAUAAUUGACCAAUUAUGUAACUAAUUACUCAGUUACAGUUACGUCACCGCAUAGACUUUAAUAUAAAUAGGUGACCGUGAGCUUAGUUACCUGUUGAAGGCUAUCAAGGUCUGAUCGCUCGUCAAAUAUUUGGUCAGAGAACGUUUGAAUUUAAUAUCAUGUCGUCUGGUUGGUUCUCUCUUGAGCUUUAAUCAUUUUUCUCUAGGUUUCAUUCUUUCGCAAAAACCAACUCAGAAGCUUGCUGACUGGAAGUAUUUUCAUCCAAUCACAAUGCUCGACAGUUUAUUGUAAUUAGAUUCAGGCAUUUGUAGCGAGCUUGUGAGUUGGUUUUGGCGAUGAGUGGAGCCUUUAUUCCUUUUCUUCAACGUAUUUUAGUGAUAAACUUAAUUUUUCUUACUUUUGGACAACUUACUCCACAAUACUGACGGUUUUUUCAUCUUCUUUUUAGUCAUAACGUACGAUGUCAAAGUGCGGGACACAACCACAAAAAAUAAACCAUCUGUCGGUGUGCUUCACAUUACAAGAAACAAACUAGUUCUUAUCGCUGGCUUGCCACCAAAUCACUCGACUCUUUUAGACUACACAUUUGCUCCUUCUAAGAACGGAAUAACUUUGGCACUUAACGAAGGACUGAGCUUUACUGAGUUGCCAAAUAUCGUGGUGUUGAGUGAUCAGACGGAUGAUAUCUGGAGGACCAUCCAGGCUUGCAUGCGAGCAGUGGGAUUUUGUGAACCUGAGGAAGGCCAAGUGAGGAUAGCGCCUUCAACAAGUGUGGAAGAUAAAGAAAGUUUGUGGUUAACGUCAAUGAAAUGUUCAAUGAAGACACAGUAUGUCUACUAUAAUUUACCAACAAGGCCAUGCAAAUAUAUUUACAUGAACUUACCGGACAGAAGGAAGGCGCCACAUUUAAACCAUGAAUAUAUAAAUGUCUUUCAUGUCGGGUCUGUUUAUCAAAACUGUUGGCGGAGUUGCAUAAAACCGAAGGAUGAAGACGACACUGAAAUACCCCCUCCCCCUCCACCUAGACAAAAACCACCGCCCCUCCCCCCUAAGCCACGAAACAGACCACCUAACUCCCCCCUACCUCCUCUACCUGUUCCUCUACGGACUCCACCAUCGAUACCCUUACCCAAACGUCCUGAUGACCCCCCAUCGCUACCUCUGCCACGACUGCCUGAAAAGUAUGUCCGCAAGGAAAUACAAUAUGUUGUUUAUUCGUCAAAACCUGUCAUGGGGCAAAUAUUUGUCAUUCAAGUUGUUUUCUUUCAAAAGAAUGAUUACGCGACACUUGAGGUACGUCAUGCAGUCAAAUAAAUGUCUGAAUUUUACCUGUUUUCUUUCAAGGAAUUGUCAUUAUUUUCUCACUCUUAAAUAAACUGCAGGUUGACCACCAUCUUCUGCACAAUAGUACUUAGCCACGUGUCAAUAAAAUUCUUAUCAUUCUGUUGCAGAGAAUUAAAAAGCUGGAAGAAGAGGCGAACUAUCAAGUUCUGAAGCCAUUACCAGACAGUAUCAGCGUUAGCGGUGAUUUGAGGAUAUCGUUGUUGGAUAUUGACGAAAGUUGUACACUGAAGAGCGAGAGAAAUCAAGUAAGUACUGAGCUUUUGUGUUGCCUGCAUUUGGGCGGGAAGAAACCUCUCCAAUUACCCAAUUUAUGCCGGACUAGUAGAGACAUGCAGCAUGAUUUCCUCGACAAGUUCCCCUUCUCGUGUGUACGGUGCACAAGUUUUCCCUGACAAGUUUACCUUCAUGUGUGUACUGUCAACAAGUCUUCCUUGACAAAUUUUCCUUGACAAAUUUAUCUUCUCGUGUGUACGAUGCACAAAUUUUCCCUGACAAGUUUACCUUCAUGUGUGUACUGUCAACAAGUCUUCCUUGACAAAUUUUCCUUGACAAAUUUAUCUUCUUGUGUGUACGAUGCACAAAUUUUCCCUGACAAGUUUACCUUCAUGUGUGUACUGUCAACAAGUCUUCCUUGACAAAUUUUCCUUGACAAAUUUAUCUUCUUGUGUGUACGAUGCACACGUUUUCCUUGACAAGUUUACUUUCUCGUGUGUACUGUCAACAAGUUUUCCUUGACAAGUUUUAUUACACGGGAUGUUGUUAAACAUCUCAUGUCAAGGUCACCUUGCCAAAACCAUAGAAGUAUUUCUUGCACAAGUGUUCCCUGGCGGACGUACACACGAACAAAACGUCCAAGUUUAUAUGUUUUUGGUAGUUGUAUCUCUCGACACCGAAAUCCAGUAUCCCAAAUCUAUUUCGUGAAGUGGACUUUUUCGAAAAAUCCCUAAACGGCCUUUUCUUUCCAGGUGAUUGAACACGAAAUCGUGAAAGAAGCGAUUCUUCAAUCAUGUUGGCUCAUUAUUGAGUUUCAUUUGGAGCACAAUGACAAGACGAGGAGAAAUUUUCAUAGUAAGAUUGUCAUGCAACCUAAAUCUGGUUUAAAACCCAGGUCUUCUCGGACGAGUAAAGAUGUACAAAUCUCUACAACGUUUCAGGUAAGAGGCUGGUUUAUACUAUAAUAGUUUCUGUGAUCACAGUAGGAAUUUUGCAUCGGUAGAUUCUAAGUUUUGAAGGAUUUGUAAGAAAUAUUUGAGGAAUACUUAGUUAUCUUUGUUCUGUCUGUAUGCUUAUCAUGACAAUAGUGAAACCGCCCUGUAUCCAACUGUGAGAUACGCCUCUGUUUUUUUGUGAAGUCUAACAACAAAUAUUUUUGUUCUGCAGGAUGUUGUUCAAAAUGGGCUCCACUCCCCUACGCCUGUGGUAUGUAACUCACUAAAGAGUAUUGGAGUGCGAAAAUACCUCGAAGUGUGUGGUUUAAUGGACAUUCCUUGCGCUCUGCACAACGACUGGACGGGACUCGCUGGGGAGAUUGGCCUUACAGUUGACGAAGUAUUUAAAAUACAAAGUAAAGCUUGUUUUCCAAACUUUUCACCCACAAACGAAGUGUUAAAUAUUUGGUCACAAAGACAGAGCAAGUCUUGCAAUAUAGACGAGUUUAAAGUGAAGUUAGGGAACUUGCAACGAGGUGAUGUUCUGGAAGUGUUGGACGAGUCUGACAGCUGAGUUGUGUUGCGGUACAGCUCACAAAACACUAUCGUGCAACAGAUGCUGCUCAAACGACAGUUCCCAGAAUGAGGAAAUGUUCAUUCUUUUCAUUAUAUGUAGUGGCCUUGUUUUAGAGGCCAAUGAAUAGAAUUAAGGCUAGGUUUACACUAUACCAAAAAGCUUUCCAUAGCGGCGCAAAAAAGCAUCUAUCCCAUACGGAAUGUUACGUACAACUUUCAGAAGCUGAGCGAAACAACAUCUCUCCGUUGCAAAUAAUUCCUCUGAAAAUAGCUUUCCUAAAAGAUACGGAUAGCUGUUUUUUCACGUCGCUAUGGCAAGCUACCCGGUAAACAUAUCCUAAGAAAUACAUUUUCUUGUUCCGAUAAAUGUCGACGUUUCUGCGUGGCAGAUCACGUUGGAAAACGCUGACUUUCAAUAAGUAAUGUUUCAACUGUGUUUUAGUUCCGUUUCAGCAUAUCAAAUAUGCAAAUAUGUACAUAUAUUAUUUACUCGUAUAUUAGGUCUGCAAUUUGUUCAAUGAAUAUCUUGACAGGUCUUAAGUAAUGUAUCGACAAACUUUUCAUAAAACAUAAUUUUAUCCCUCGAUUUGUACAGAGGAUUAGCUAAUGAAUACACAAGUAUUAUAUAGACUAAAGUAUGUUUUAAUUAAUUAACCACACAAGAUAUUAAAUAACAUUUGACACUACUUUGUACAGGUUGAAAUCUCCUUCCGCAUCGAAGGACUUCCUCAAUGACAUGGGUAUCAAGCUAGUUCCUGUCGAGUACUCUGAAAGUAAAUCUUAGAUUAAACAUAGUUCCUUCUUGUUAAAAAUAACACUUUUGCCCAAUUAUCAUUGUUUUGAUAGGGAAAUGAGUUAUUAAAUUUUAAACUAAUCCAUUGACUUCCGCCGUUUGGGUGGCAAAUUUUUAAAGCUAAACUAUAAUUUUCCCAAGGUUUACUUCGAUAUAGCUCGAAAUGAUCGCUUUGAUUUAUCACGAAAUUUUUUCUAGGAAACUCUGACAGACUGUCAGUGACAGUGGUUUCCUGUCCAAAGUGACCAACAUUAAUUUGCCACCCAAUAAUGGCGGAUUUUUUAGACUGACGUAAACUUUCCGCGUGACUGGAAGACUGAAUACACACAGGUACAAGGAUUCGAUUCCGUAUUGUCUUAAGACUAAUGAUUUAAACUCUUGAUAUUCUCCCACGAUAAAUUUUUAUGUUCUAUAUUUUUUCUGCCAACCAAAUUGCAGUUCGACAUCCGAGUUGUAUGACUUGCUUCAUUGUGGAAUAGAAUGGGGC